ACAACAGGGUAGAGGAGGCAGAGGCAGUGCACCAGAUGAGAGGAGAGAGGACGCCCCCUGUCCCCGCCAGCAGCCCUCACUGACCAUCAAUCACCCAGGGCCAUUGUGGUCCUGUCCAGGGUAGCCUACGGCACAGCCACCCAGCCCAGCCACCCAGCCAGUCAGGCAGAGGAGAGGAGAGAGGGGGCAGGGAGCUGUAGCCUGCAGGGAGAAAGUAAGGGGGAAAGAAUGGCAGUCGGGGAACGGCCUUCUUCGUGUUCCUCUCCCCAGCCGGCAUUGCUGGGCUUGGGGGCAGCUCUGCUCUCUUUCUGCAUCUCCGCUGUGCUCUCCCAGGUCCCGGAUCCAGAGCUUUUACCGACAGAUCCCCCAAAGAAGCCAGACCCAGUCACUUCAGAAACAGUCGUAUUCUGGGGACUGCGGUUAUGGCAAGUCAUUGGUAUCUUCUCAAUGUUUAUUCUAGCAAUCAUCAUCACCCUAUGCUGCAUCUUCAAAUGCCGUAUCCCCAGGACGAAGAAGGAGAUUGAGGCGCGACAUGCUCAGAGAGUAGCAGCUAAGGACUACGCCAACACACUGGAGACUGUGCCUCCUCUCAACGAGCUCACAGAGAUCCCAGGAGCUCUCCCGGACACUGUGUCCCUCUCGACGGUCUCUGAGCAGGUCCAGGCUCGCAGCGCCAGCAGCAGCCAGCUCCCAGUGGUGAGAGAGGAGGAGGAGCUCACUGGCCCCCUCACUCAGCCCGAGACGGGAUGACAUUCCUCCCUCCUUCUCCUCUCCCCCUCACUCAGCCUGAGACUGGAUUACCUCCCUCCUUCUUCUCUUUCGUAUCUCUUCUCACCUUCCCUCUCUCCACAUUCCUAUUUAUAUUCUGACAAAGAGGGCUAUCCACUAGAGUGAACAUUGGAACAUGCAGCUCAGGAUUCAGUAAAUCACAGAAAAGCAUUGAAUAGUUGAAUACAAUAGUUAACUUAAUAGAUCAGCGUUCAUCGCUAUUUCCUAGAAAGAAUGGCAUUGACAUUGUGGAGAAUGUUGCCUGCUGAAGAGUAAUAUUUGCAUGUGUUACAUACUUCAAAUGCUUUUUGUUGAUAUACUCGUCCUUGUCGAUAAUACAUUGAUUGUACAUUGGACACAGAACUGCAAAUGUGGAUGAUGAAAAAGUAGAGAUGAAUCUUAAGGCUUCUGACGUUGAUGUUGCAUGCCUACGACUGUCACUCGUUGUUUAUUCAUUUCUCUCUUUCUCCUUCUCUGACUCAAUCUGUAAUCUUGGUUUUGUAUAAAUACAUCUAUGAUCUUUUAUGUAAGCUUAUACAGUAACACCCAUGACAACCAACCCUGGUCCUGGAGAGCUACAAGGUACACAGGCUUUUCUUUCUCAACCUUGCACCAACAAUGUCUUAAUUAUUA
This is a messenger RNA of Oncorhynchus nerka (sockeye salmon), 1401 nucleotides long. Its product is annotated as transmembrane inner ear expressed protein. Gene Ontology annotation, biological process: inner ear morphogenesis; sensory perception of sound. The coding region runs from base 229 to 750 and encodes 173 amino acids. The transcript is spliced from 4 exons. The record is from RefSeq and is a predicted model, not a curated record. Lineage: Eukaryota; Metazoa; Chordata; Actinopteri; Salmoniformes; Salmonidae.